Vanrija pseudolonga is the source of this 1005-nucleotide messenger RNA. RefSeq names its product Alkali-sensitive linkage protein 1. NCBI's taxonomy places the organism in Eukaryota, Fungi, Basidiomycota, Tremellomycetes, Trichosporonales, Trichosporonaceae. Gene Ontology annotation, biological process: fungal-type cell wall polysaccharide metabolic process. Gene Ontology annotation, cellular component: fungal-type cell wall. Bases 1 to 1005 code for a protein of 334 amino acids. The transcript has 5 exons. The record is from RefSeq and is a predicted model, not a curated record.
AUGGUCGCCCUCGCCGCCUUCCUCUUCCUAUGGCCCCUUGUAGCCAACACCGCGCUCGCAUCGAGCACCACCACAACAACGCCCGUACCCCAGUCAACGCCCUACCAUCCCGCCUCGAAACGCGGCCUGUCGUGGGCCAACGGCAACUGGGUGCCUCUGGCCCCCUUCGACGGCCCCAAAACGUCCAUCAGCGCAACGUACGACUGGGCCCCCGCGCCCUCGACGAACAGCAGUUUCCCCUUCGUCCCCAUGCUGUGGGGCUGCGACAGCGCGCACAUUACGGCGUGGGACGCGGCCGCGGCGGCAAACUUCAGCGGCGCGCGCCUGACCCCCGACCGCGCGCUGCUGGCCUUCAACGAGCCCGAGCUGGGCAUACAGAGUAACUGUUCCCCUUCGACGGCGGCCACGCUGUGGAUCAGCCACUUUGAGCCCCUCAAGGCGAAAGGGUACCGCCUCGGCACGCCCGCCGUCACUAUGGGGCCUGAGGGCAAGGCGUGGCUCUUGCAGUGGUUUGCCGAGUGCGCAGGCGGGUGCAACCCUGAUUUCCUCGCGGUCCACUGGUACGACAUGACGUUCGCGUCCCUCACGGCCGUCCUGGAGGGAUACUACGCCGCGUUCAACCUGCCCAUCUGGCUGACCGAAUACGCGCUGACGUUCUUCGGCGCCGGCACGCCGCCUCCCCCCGCCACGCAGGACCAGAUCACCGAGUUUAUGCGCGAGUCGAUGGCCUGGCUCGACGCGCAGCCUUGGGUUGAGCGGUAUUUCUGGUUUGGGGCAAUGUACGAUAUGCAAGGCGUCAACCCGCUCAACUCGCUGCUCGACCCCGCAGGCAACGCGACACGCUCGGGCGCGCUGUCUGCCCUCGGCAGCGCGUAUGUCACGCCGUCGUCCCCGCUCAACCAAACGCUCAGCGCGGCUGCCGUGCACCACUCCGGCGCUAAAAUGCGGCACACCACUCCCGCCGCUAUCUGUAUCAUCUGUAUCUCAUGGUGGUGGUAUCUAUGA